Prorocentrum cordatum is the source of this 909-nucleotide messenger RNA. Lineage: Eukaryota; Dinophyceae; Prorocentrales; Prorocentraceae. The record is from the annotation of a GenBank genome assembly.
UCGGCGCUGGCAGCAAAAUCUGGGGCCUCGACCCAAACAACGGCCACAUCCGGUGGAUGAAGGAGGGCCCGACGUUGUGGACUGGCUUCUGUGCUGGUGACAAGGAGGGGGCCGACAUCCGCCGGGCCAUGGGCGGCCGCGAGAAGUGCAACCCGAACAGCUGGUCCAUGCCGGUGGCCGAUUCGACGGGCGACUUCUACGUUGGCAACCAGGUCGGCGAGCUGAUGAGGUACGGCUUAGAAACCCACUCGACGAACACGAGGCCCGACCUCCUCUCGACCCUGACGACCGGUGUGGCCUUCCAGGACGCCGCCAUCGCUUUCGGCUCGGGCUUCAUGGCGGUGUCCACAUGCACCUCCCUCAUCGUCUUUGCGAGCAUGGCAGGAUUCGAAAACCAGACCUGGUCCGUCUCGCACAGUGACUACUCACCGAUCUCCAACAUGGUCCACGGCGAGGACAUCUCGCACGAGAUCUCGGAAGAGAGCCAUGGCGACAUCUCGGUCACGCCGAAGGUAGAUUCGGACGACAUCUGGUCCAACGACGAGCCCGUCUACGACCCGAACAUUGACGGCCACACCUACAACCGAAGGAUGGCGAAGGCGAAAGACGUCACUUACUGAGCGCGGCGCAGGCCUAGGGGCAGCCCAGUAGCACGUUCUCCAACCGCCCUCCCUCCCUCCUCCCUCCUUCUCCCUCCCUUCUCCGUUAGCAAUUCUAGUCCCCAUCCCCCGUCUUCCGUCCCUCCAACCUCCGGAGGCCCAGCGAGCCCUCUGGGCCGCGGACGUCCAGUGUGCUUUUAUUUAUAUACUCGUGUACUGUUCUGCUCCCCCGCCUCAGCCUUGUGCACGUCCGGCCGCUAGUAUGUGCCAUUGCCAGCACAUUCAACCAUGCGUUUGAUUUCUGCGCUGC